Sungouiella intermedia is the source of this 423-nucleotide messenger RNA. Lineage: Eukaryota; Fungi; Ascomycota; Pichiomycetes; Serinales; Metschnikowiaceae. The record is from the annotation of a GenBank genome assembly.
AUGUCUAGAGAGGUUGGAGAAUUGGGAGAUAUUAAGGGUGCGGGAAAUGCCACCGGUAGCAACGUGACUACCGCAUCCUCUGGCAAAUUUGAAGGAAACGCUGGUAAAGCUGAAGGUGAUUUGGGCAAGUACGAAACUAAGGUCGAUAAUGCUGGUAAAACUGAAGGAGAUUUGGGUAAGGUAGAGGGCAAUGCUGGCAAAACUGAGGGUAACUUGGGUAAGAUUGAAGGAGAUGCUGGCAAAACUGAAGGAAAUCUUGGGAAGGCUGAAGGAGACCUUGGAGGUUCAGGUCACUUGAAGACUGAAGGGAACUUAGGGAAGUCUGAGGGCAACUUGGGCAAAACCGAGGGCAAUUUGGGUAAAGCUGAAGGUAACUUAGGUAAAACCGAAGGCGACCUAGGCCAGCACGGAGCAAAGCAAUGA